CUCCGCCUCCACGGCGUAGCGGUCGGAGCCAUUUCGCCGCCGCCUCGGUGCGAGUGGUGGUGCGCUCGUCUGGUCUCCGUCGCUAAGGCCCGAGCCAGGGACGUUCCUGAGAGAGCUGUGCUCUCGGGCACAAGGAAGCGGACUCCGGUCUGAAGAAGACUCUUGAAUCAUGGGUGAUGUUAAAAAUUUUCUGUAUGCCUGGUGUGGCAAAAGGAAGAUGACUCCAUCCUAUGAAAUUAGAGCAGUGGGGAAUAAAAACAGGCAGAAAUUCAUGUGCGAGGUUCGAGUGGAAGGAUAUAAUUACACUGGCAUGGGUAAUUCCACCAAUAAAAAAGACGCACAGAGCAAUGCUGCCAGAGACUUUGUUAACUAUUUGGUUCGGAUAAAUGAAGUAAAGAGUGAAGAAGUCCCAACUAUGGGGGUAGCACCCACUCCUCUCACAACUGCUGAUUCACCUGACGACACAGCAAAUGCUGGUGGAGGUUUACCAGCAACCAUGGGAGGCCCUCUUCCUCCACAUCUGGCUCUCAAGGCAGAAAAUAAUUCUGGCUAUGGUGUUACUGGGCCCACCUGGGAUCGUGGAGCCAACUUGAAGGAUUAUUACUCAAGAAAGGAGGAACAAGAAGUACAAGCGACUCUUGAAUCUGAAGAAGUGGAUUUAAAUGCCGGACUUCAUGGAAACUGGACCUUGGAAAAUGCUAAGGCUCGUCUGAACCAGUAUUUCCAAAAAGAAAAGAUCCAAGGAGAAUAUAAGUACACCCAAGUGGGUCCUGAUCAUAACAGGAGCUUUAUUGCAGAAAUGACCAUUUAUAUCAAGCAGCUGGGCAGAAGGAUUUUUGCUCGCGAACAUGGAUCAAAUAAAAAAUUGGCAGCCCAGUCCUGUGCGCUGUCACUUGUCAGACAACUCUACCAUCUUGGAGUGAUUGAAGCUUACUCUGGACUUACAAAGAAGAAAGAAGGAGAGACAGUGGAGCCUUACAGAGUUAACAUUUCUCCAGAAUUGGAACAUCAGCUGCAAAACAUUGUUCAAGAACUAGAUCUUGACAUCGUGCCCCCACCUGAAGAUCCUUCUGUGCCUGUUACACUCAACCUUGGCAAAUUGGCUCACUUUGAACCAUCUCAGCGACAAAACCAAAUAGGUGUCGUUCCUUGGUCUCCUCCUCAAUCCAACUGGAAUCCUUGGACUAGUAGCAACAUUGAUGAGGGGCCCCUGGCUUUUGCUACUCCAGAACAAAUAAGCGUGGAGAUCAAGAAUGAAUUAAUGUAUCAGCUGGAACAGGAUCGUGAUUUGCAAGCUAUCUUACAGGAGAGAGAGUUACUGCCUGUGAAGAAAUUUGAAAGUGAAAUCCUGGAAGCUAUUAGUCAAAAUCCAGUUGUCAUUGUCCGAGGCGCUACUGGAUGUGGUAAAACCACUCAAGUUCCCCAGUUUAUUCUAGAUGACUUUAUCCAGAAUGACCGAGCAGCAGAGUGUAAUAUUGUGGUAACUCAGCCCAGGAGAAUCAGUGCCGUUUCUGUGGCAGAGCGAGUUGCAUAUGAGAGAGGAGAAGAGCCUGGAAAAAGCUGUGGCUACAGUGUUCGAUUUGAGUCUAUACUUCCCCGUCCUCAUGCCAGUAUAAUGUUUUGUACUGUAGGAGUGCUCCUGAGAAAAUUAGAAGCAGGCAUUCGAGGAAUUAGUCAUGUAAUUGUAGAUGAAAUCCAUGAAAGAGACAUAAAUACUGACUUCCUUUUAGUGGUGCUGCGUGAUGUGGUUCAGGCUUAUCCUGAAGUUCGCAUUGUUCUCAUGUCUGCUACUAUUGACACCAGCAUGUUCUGUGAAUAUUUCUUCAAUUGCCCAAUCAUUGAAGUUUAUGGGAGGACUUACCCAGUUCAAGAAUAUUUUUUGGAAGACUGUAUUCAGAUGACCCACUUUAUUCCUCCACCAAAGGACAAGAAAAAGAAGGAUAAGGACGAUGACGGUAGUGAGGAUGAUGAUGCAAAUUGUAACCUGAUCUGUGGGGACGAAUAUGGUCUAGAAACAAAGAUGAGCAUGGCUCAGUUGAAUGAGAAGGAAACUCCUUUUGAACUCAUCGAGGCUCUACUUAAAUACAUUGAGACCCUUAAUGUUCCUGGAGCUGUGUUGGUUUUUCUACCUGGCUGGAAUUUGAUUUAUACUAUGCAGAAGCAUUUGGAAAUGAAUCCACAUUUUGGAAACCAUAGGUAUCAGAUUCUGCCUCUGCAUUCUCAGAUUCCUCGAGAGGAGCAGCGCAAAGUGUUUGAUCCAGUGCCAGCUGGAGUAACCAAGGUUAUCUUAUCCACAAAUAUUGCUGAAACAAGCAUCACCAUAAAUGAUGUUGUUUAUGUCAUUGACUCCUGCAAGCAAAAAGUGAAGCUGUUCACUGCUCACAACAACAUGACCAAUUAUGCUACAGUGUGGGCAUCCAAAACAAACCUUGAGCAGCGGAAAGGACGAGCUGGUCGUGUACGGCCUGGGUUCUGCUUUCACCUCUGCAGCCGAGCUCGUUUUGACAGACUCGAGACCCACAUGACACCAGAGAUGUUCCGAACACCAUUGCAUGAAAUUGCUUUGAGCAUAAAACUUUUGCGUCUGGGAGGAAUUGGCCAGUUUCUGGCCAAGGCAAUUGAACCUCCACCUUUGGAUGCUGUGAUUGAAGCGGAGCACACACUUAGAGAACUUGAUGCAUUAGAUGCCAAUGAUGAGUUGACUCCUCUGGGACGAAUCCUGGCUAAACUCCCCAUCGAGCCUCGUUUUGGCAAAAUGAUGAUAAUGGGGUGUAUUUUCUACGUGGGAGAUGCUAUUUGUACCAUCUCUGCCGCCACCUGCUUUCCAGAGCCUUUCAUCAGUGAAGGAAAGCGAUUGGGUUACAUCCAUCGAAAUUUUGCUGGAAACCGAUUUUCUGAUCAUGUGGCCCUUUUAUCAGUAUUCCAAGCUUGGGAUGAUGCUAGAAUGGGUGGAGAAGAAGCAGAGAUACGUUUUUGUGAGCAUAAAAGACUCAAUAUGGCUACACUAAGAAUGACCUGGGAAGCCAAAGUUCAGCUCAAAGAGAUUCUGAUUAAUUCUGGAUUUCCAGAAGAUUGUUUAUUGACCCAAGUGUUUACUAACACUGGACCAGACAAUAAUCUGGAUGUUGUUAUCUCUCUCUUGGCCUUUGGCGUGUACCCCAAUGUGUGCUAUCAUAAGGAAAAGAGAAAGAUUCUCACCACUGAAGGGCGUAAUGCACUUAUCCACAAGUCAUCUGUUAACUGUCCUUUUAGCAGCCAAGACAUGAAGUAUCCAUCUCCCUUCUUUGUAUUUGGUGAAAAGAUUCGAACCCGGGCCAUCUCUGCUAAAGGCAUGACCUUAGUCACCCCACUGCAGCUGCUUCUCUUUGCCUCCAAGAAGGUCCAGUCUGAUGGACAGAUUGUGCUUGUAGAUGACUGGAUCAGACUGCAAAUAUCUCAUGAAGCUGCUGCCUGUAUCACUGCUCUCCGGGCAGCCAUGGAGGCUCUGGUUGUAGAAGUAACCAAACAGCCUGAUAUCAUCAGCCAGUUGGACCCUGUCAAUGAACGUAUGCUGAACACAAUCCGCCAGAUCUCCAGGCCCUCAGCUGCUGGCAUUAACCUUAUGAUUGGCAGCACACGAUAUGGAGAUGGUCCACGUCCUCCCAAGAUGGCUCGAUAUGACAAUGGAAGUGGAUAUAGAAGGGGAGGUUCUGGUUAUGGCAGCGGAGGCUACGGAGGUGGCAGAGGCUACAGAGGCGGCGGAGGCUACGGUGGUGGUGGCUUCGGCGGUGGCGGAGGCUUCGGUGGCGGCUUCGGUGGUAGCGGAGGUUUUGGUGGUAGUGGAGGUUUUGGUGGUGGUGGAGGCUUCAGUGGAAAUGGGGGCUUCAGUGGUAGCGGAGGCUUCGGUGGCAAUGGGGGCUUUGGUGGUAGUGGAGGCUAUGGUGGUGGUGGGGGCUUUGGGGGUAGUGGUGGCUAUGGGGGUGGUGGAGGCUUUGGGGGUAAUGGAGGCUAUGGGGGUGGUGGAGGCUUCAGUGGUGGUGGAGGCUUCAGUGGUGGUGGAGGCUUCAAUGGUAGUGGAGGCUUCAAUGGUAAUGGAGGUUUCAAUGAUAAUGGAGGCUUCAGUGGUGGCAGCUAUAGUGGUGGCUCCAACUCCUAUCAGGGAGGCUAUGGUGGAGGUGGAGGUGGUGGCGGAGGCUAUAGAGGGGGUUCCCGAGGUGGCUAUAGAGGUGGGUCAGGAGGAGACUACAGAGGGUCUGGUGGUGGAGGCUACAGAGGAUCUGGGGGAUUCCAGCGAGGAAGUAGCAGAGGAGGGGGCUAUGGGAGUGGCUACCCUGGACAAGGAAGAGGCGGUGGUGGCUAUUAAAGCUUGGUUAUGUCAGUGCCUGCGCAUAGACAGUUUAAAAAAUAAAUGCAUGCUACCCCUUUUCCCAAGUUGUUUAUUUGCUGCCAAUGAGUAAACCCAUUUUUUUCACCCAUGCUGUGAUUCAUUGUAGUUUAAGGAAACUAGACGUAAGAUUAGUGCUUUUGUUUAUAUUAUGUAAAAUAUAACGAUCUAUUAUAAAAGUACUACCGUUUGUAUUUUUUCUUUAAGGAGUAAAGAUUUGCCUUUAAAAUUCACUUGAUAUUUUCUUGCCUUUAGUUUAUUAAUACAGUAGAAAAUAAAGUUCUACAUUAGAUACUGGCCAUGUAGUUAACUGUUUGUUGAUCUUACAUGUUAGAAUAAUGUCAAUUACAUCUGUUUUAAAUGUCAGCUGAAAAACUGUACUCCAUUUCCCAAGUAUACUGACUAUUGUUAUUACUUGUAGUAAGAAUAAAUAGUCUUGGAAUGAAA
Phacochoerus africanus (Common warthog) is the source of this 4810-nucleotide messenger RNA. RefSeq names its product DExH-box helicase 9 (gene DHX9). The record is from RefSeq and is a predicted model, not a curated record. Gene Ontology annotation, molecular function: double-stranded RNA binding; ATP binding; 3'-5' DNA helicase activity. Gene Ontology annotation, cellular component: ribonucleoprotein complex; nucleolus; intracellular anatomical structure. The transcript is spliced from 28 exons. Gene Ontology annotation, biological process: positive regulation of transcription by RNA polymerase II; regulation of mRNA processing. Lineage: Eukaryota; Metazoa; Chordata; Mammalia; Artiodactyla; Suidae. The coding region runs from base 170 to 4342 and encodes 1390 amino acids.